Molecule: messenger RNA, 2292 nt
Organism: Scophthalmus maximus (turbot)
Lineage: Eukaryota; Metazoa; Chordata; Actinopteri; Pleuronectiformes; Scophthalmidae
Exons: 11
Coding region: 193-1857 (554 amino acids)
Molecular function (GO): O-methyltransferase activity; oxidoreductase activity, acting on the CH-OH group of donors, NAD or NADP as acceptor
Source: RefSeq, a predicted model, not a curated record
GAGACCGCCUCUGCUGCAGAGUUCGUGGCGGACCUGGCGCGGACAGGUGCUGCGUGCCUUCGGAUCGCGACGGAUCCCUCGCGUUGUGACUCGCCCCCGUCACUCGACUCCAGAACUCCCCGGCGCGUUGACGAGUGUCUCUGCUGACUGUCGAGGUGCCGACGGACGUCGACACGCCCAGCAACGUGCAACAUGUCCGGAAAAGCGGCAGAGAAAGUUCCUGACACCCCUGUGGAGGUCCUUGUGGAUCUGUUGACGAAAGCCAACGAGCUCGCCGCAUCAAGUGGUAAUGUCCCAGGAGAGUUGACCAGUCACCUGCAGAAGGCCCUGGACAUCGCCAGCGGCCUGGAUGACUACCUGGAGAAAAUGACCACACAGGAAAGUGAACCUCUGGCAGAGCUAUAUAAAAAAACAAUUUCUCAUGACUGGGAUCGAGUGCACAAGGAGGGCAAAACGAUGUUCCGGCUUCCCAAAGAGUGCAUAACUGGACACGUUGAAGGCCAGACCCUGAAGAUGCUGAUUCACAUGAGUCAAGCCAAAAAGAUCCUAGAGAUUGGGAUGUUCACUGGCUACGGAGCCCUGUCCAUGGCUGAGGGGCUUCCUGAGGACGGCCACUUGGUGGCUUGUGAGUUAGAGCCGUACCUCAAGGAGUUUGCUCAGCCCAUUUUUGACAAAUCCCCACACGGCAAGAAGAUUACCGUGAAAACUGGAUCCGCCAUGGACACUCUGAAGGAACUGGCUGCUGCAGGUGAACAGUUUGACAUGGUCUUCAUUGAUGCUGACAAGGAUAAUUACAUCAACUACUACAAUUUCAUCCUGGAAAACAACCUGCUGAAACUGAGAGGGGUCCUAUGUGUCGACAACACGCUGUUCAAAGCAAAGGUUUACCUCAAAGACGCCACAGACGGCAAUGGACUGGCACUUCGAGAAUUCAACCAGUUGGUCUCGAGUGAUCCUCGCGUGGAGCAGGUCAUUAUCCCCCUCAGAGACGGCAUGAGUGUUAUCCGCCGGGUUACCGUGGCCUCUGAAUGCUCAAGGACGCAGAGUGAAAUAUUGGAUGACGAGGUUUUCCGCGGGGUCAAGGGGCGCCCCAUCCUCGAUCGGAUGAGCCUUGACGGAAAGGUGGCCUAUGUGACGGGUGCUGGUCAGGGUAUAGGCCGAGCGUUCGCUCACGCCCUGGGGGAGGCCGGAGCGAAGGUGGCCGUGGUAGACUUGGACAGAGUGAAAGCGGAGGUAGUGGCGAAAGAGCUGUUUCUUAAAGGUAUCAAUGCCACCUCAGUCACGGCUGACAUUAGCAAGCCAGAUGAUGUCCAGAGGAUGAUUGACAACAUUGUCUCCAAAUGGGGAGCGAUCCACAUCGCGUGUAACAACGCCGGCAUCAACAUGAACUCCGCCAGCGAAGACACCAGUCUAGAGGAGUGGGACCAAACCUUUAACGUCAACCUGAGGGGGACAUUCAUUUGCUGUCAGGCGGCAGGUCGAGUGAUGUUGAAGCAAGGAUACGGCAAGAUUAUCAACACAGCCUCCAUGGCCAGUCUAAUAGUCCCUCAUCCUCAGAAGCAGCUGUCCUACAACACAUCCAAGGCCGGAGUGGUCAAACUGACUCAGACCCUGGGCGCGGAAUGGGUUGACCGCGGCGUGCGCGUCAACUGCAUCUCACCGGGGAUUGUUGACACCCCUCUCAUCCACUCGGAGAGUCUGAGGCCUCUGGUGCAACGCUGGCUGUCAGAUAUCCCUGCUGGUAGACUGGCUCAAGUGACAGACCUGCAAGCUGCAGUGGUCUACUUGGCAUCUGAUGCCUCCGACUACAUGACAGGGCAUAACUUAGUCAUAGAGGGUGGGCAAAGUCUGUGGUAGAGGAGGGGGAUGAAAACUUUGUUCCUCUUCCCUCUCCUGGGAUUAGUUUCAGAAAUAGGUGGCGUUCACAUUCUCCCUUUGAGGCAUGCACAGCUGUGGUAGUUUAAAUGCUUUCCAUAGUCACGUGCAUUUAAUUCCACACCCAUAGAUGUGAAAAUAAAAUAACAUAGAAAAUUGUAAGGAAAAAUGUUACUGGAUGACUCAAUUGAAAAUAAAAAUGGAUACACUAUGGUGGUAUAACAGCCACCAGUCUUCUUGGUCCAGUGGAAUUUUGCUGACUUGUUUGAGAAAAGUCCAAAAGUUAAAUGUAAAAUCAUAACGUGUCCAAUUUUCUGCUGUGUAUUCUGUAUUCCGACAUUUCUAUACACUGAAUGCUGCUUGAACACAGUUUUGCAACCCUACUGAAUGCCACUGAAAUAAACUCCUCGAAAAGCA